AUGCAAGAAAUCAUUUGGCUGUUUUUAUUUUUGAAUAAAAAUGAAGCGAGCAGAAUAAAAUGCGAUGAAGUUGCACAGAGAGUUUGUACCGGAGAAGAAAUUGAAGUCAACGAAAAGGUUUAUGGGCUCGAAAAUUGCUACAAGCUUUGCGAUGAAAAUGAGGAGUGCGCGUUUUUUGGUUAUGUCUCAGAUAUUUUCCAAGCCGCGAUGAGAUGCGGAAGCCAGUGCAAAUACAAUCUCUACGACUGCUUGCUUUACAGAGCAGAUGCUUGCCGCGAAAUCGAAGAAGAUCUGGCCAUCAAUACUUACGAAAAAGCGGCCUGUUCUCUCGCUGAAUCGAACCGGGAAAAGACUUGCUACGGACUGCGGCUUUAUGACGGCUCAAUAAAAAACAGGACUUAUGAAGAAAACGGCUGCUGGAUGAAAACGGCGGAAGAUGGGAAGUGCAAGAUUCUCAAUCCGGAGUGCGUGGUGACUGACUGCUCGAGUAAUACUUUCAAUACGAAGAUAAGAAUCGAUGUGUUCACGGAAAACCCAGAAAAAGACUGGCCAACGCUGAGGGGAGAAUUUUCCAAUCAAGCCCUGGAAUCCUGCGACAAUAAAGCCGAUGCAUUUUCAAUUUCAUACAACGCAACAACCAAAUUCAUUGAAUUUUCCCAGCGAACCGACUGUUCAGGAAUCACGACCGGAGGAGAAAUCGACGCUCUCUUUUUCUUCUACAAUUUCGACUUCUCCGUCUUCCCGGAUUCCAAACACGAUCCAACUCAAGUCGCGGGAAACGGAGAUUGGAAGCUGUAUUUUCACGAUGAUCCAAAAGUCAAUUUGCGACUUCAAUGCGCAGUUUUAGACAGAUUCUCGGAAAAAAGUGAACUUGAAAAAUCGCUGAAUAUUUCGACUUUUGAAACGCUCAGAAGCAGAGUUCCCAAUCAUUUUAUUUUUAAAAAAGUGGAUAAAUCAAGCAAGAACCUUCCUGUCAUUUUGAUUCAUUUUAAAUAA
This is a messenger RNA of Oikopleura dioica, 996 nucleotides long. The record is from the annotation of a GenBank genome assembly. Lineage: Eukaryota; Metazoa; Chordata; Appendicularia; Copelata; Oikopleuridae.